Carassius gibelio (silver crucian carp) is the source of this 2486-nucleotide messenger RNA. RefSeq names its product G protein-activated inward rectifier potassium channel 4-like. Gene Ontology annotation, biological process: potassium ion import across plasma membrane; regulation of monoatomic ion transmembrane transport. The record is from RefSeq and is a predicted model, not a curated record. Gene Ontology annotation, molecular function: G-protein activated inward rectifier potassium channel activity. Lineage: Eukaryota; Metazoa; Chordata; Actinopteri; Cypriniformes; Cyprinidae. Gene Ontology annotation, cellular component: plasma membrane. Bases 198 to 1487 code for a protein of 429 amino acids. The transcript has 4 exons.
UUCUCUCACUCGCUCGCAUCCUCCAGGAGAGCGAGGUAAGGAAGUGGUGGAGUGCUGCGUGAACAAAGUCAGUGAGGCAGCUGAGAUGAGCACAUCAGAGCUGGAGUCAGAACUGAGCGCAGCUGCCCUAACAUGCUUCCCUUGACACUGCACAGCUACCUCUGCGCUCGAAUGAAGGUUUGCAGUCGAAGCUGAGGAUGGCAGGAGAUUCUCGCGUCCACAUGGACCACGACAUGGAGAUAGGAGUGACUCCAAGAGAGCAGGUGAAGAAACUCCCCAAGCACCUGAGGGAAGCACAAAUCCCCACGGAUCGCACCCACCUCAUCUCUGAUCCUGUUAAGAAACCCCGCCAGCGCUAUGUCCAGAAAGACGGCAAGUGCAAUGUUCAUCACGGAAACGUUCAAGAGACCUAUCGUUAUCUCAGUGACCUCUUCACAACACUGGUUGACUUACGUUGGCGCCUCAGUUUCUUCAUUUUCACCUUGGUCUAUGUGGUCAACUGGCUCUUCUUUGGGUUUUUGUGGUGGCUUAUUGCGCUAAUUAGAGGAGAUCUUCUACACGCAGAUGAAGAGGGCUGGACACCUUGUGUUGAAAACCUCAACAGCUUUGUCUCGGCUUUUCUCUUUUCCAUUGAAACCGAGACCACCAUUGGCUAUGGCUAUCGUGUCAUCACGGAGAAGUGCCCAGAAGGGAUUAUACUUCUACUGGUGCAGGCCAUCUUGGGGUCCAUUGUAAAUGCCAUGAUGGUGGGCUGCAUGUUUGUAAAGAUCUCACAGCCCAAGAACCGAGCAGAGACACUGAUGUUCUCCCACAAGGCCGUAAUCUCGGUGAGGGACAACAAGAUGUGCCUGAUGUUCAGAGUGGGUGACCUGCGGAAUUCGCACAUUGUGGAAGCGUCAAUCCGUGCCAAGCUCAUUCGUUCUCAGCAGACGAAGGAGGGCGAGUUCAUACCGCUCAACCAGACGGACAUCAACAUUGGCUUUGACACAGGAGACGAUCGCCUCUUCCUGGUAUCACCUCUCAUUAUCUCCCACGAGAUCAAUGAGAAGAGUCCCUUCUGGGAGAUGUCCCGGGCACAGAUGGAGAAGGAAGAGUUUGAGAUUGUCGUCAUCUUGGAGGGCAUGGUCGAAGCUACAGGCAUGACGUGCCAAGCGCGCAGCUCCUACCUGGACUCGGAAGUGCUGUGGGGCUACCGCUUCACCCCGGUGCUUUCUCUGGAAAAGGGCUUCUACGAAGUCGACUACAAUAACUUCCACGACAUAUACGAGACCAACACCCCAACCUAUAGCGCUAAAGAACUGUCCGCUCGAUUAAAAGAGAGUCCGCUCCUCCCUCACCUGCCGCUCCUCAGCCCCGACCUCAGGCAGCACACAGACCCCUUCUCCACCCAAACCACACGGGACGAGCGGGAGAAAGACGGCGAGAAGCCUGCGGAGGCCAACAACGGUUCUGCCACCCGCUUGGAGGGGAACCCUGCUCCGAAUUGACUCAAAGACCCAGUCUGAAGAGACUGACAAGCUUCCUCCCCCUCGCAUGGAGAAAUAUCCUUGCAAUAGCCAUGCAAUAUGACCCCCGAUUCCUCUAGAGAGCCGAGCUGAUGUGUAGAUUGAGGUUAGACGCACAAACAGAUGAGAAUCCGUAUAUAUUUAUACACCUACGCAUACUACACAUAUUUUAGCUUUAUAAACUCUAUUGUGCAGGUUUUCAUGGUCUCGGUCAACGCCCUGUACCUCAAGGACAAACUAGUAGCCAUAUACUGUAUGACCCAGAGGUCAGAUCCCUUAAUCUAACCAUAGCAAAUCAGCUUUAAUAGAAUCCCAAUGCAAAGACUCAUAGGAGCCGAACACAACGCUUGCGUGUUUAACCACUGCGAAGGCCCGCAACGUUGGUUUCUUUAAGCUAUUCUAUUGUAUGUUUUAUCUGCAUUAUAAUUAUGCAUUAUAAUUAUCAAUUUCCCCAUCAUAUCGAAGUGCAUGUGUUUGAAAUUGAUGCAAGAUGGAAGCUGGAAAAUGCACCAGACUAAAGCACAACCGCUGAAGUGGUUUGAAAACCUGCAGUGCACUAAAAUAACAGCGACAAAUGGAAAUAUCGCACAUACAUUGUCUCUGUGAAGUUCAAUCUUGCCCGGUCCACGCUCCUGGACUCGUAUUCAUUACAUUUUAUUUGUGUGCAAGUUUGAGGCCAUUUCCAAGUGGUCCGAAGAACUGUUUCAAAGCAUGAACCCUAAGGCAAGUCCUAUACACUUUCUAAACAGGGUAUUUUCUAAGGCAUGCAGACUUCAAAAACUCAAACACUUUCUACAAAUAUUGUACAGUUAAAUUCUGGGUUAAGGUGAGAGGAGAGCUCCAUUCACAGCAGAGACAAUGGUGCAGUAUUUUAAAGACGCAUUUUAGAGGAAACUCACCUAUGACAAGUCAUUUUCACAGAAUAAUAUUAUAUGCAGGAUAUUUACAUAAAUAAAAUAAAUAAAGAAACUUAUAAGAGAA